Polistes canadensis is the source of this 1203-nucleotide messenger RNA. RefSeq lists its product as uncharacterized. Lineage: Eukaryota; Metazoa; Arthropoda; Insecta; Hymenoptera; Vespidae. The coding region runs from base 1 to 1203 and encodes 400 amino acids. The record is from RefSeq and is a predicted model, not a curated record. The transcript has 5 exons.
AUGACUGCAGCAUUGCUGCAAGUUGGUUUCGGCGGUCAUGUGGCUGUUAGGAUGCCAUAUUUGAAUCCAGCUGGUGUAACAUACGUUAACAACGUCCCAGAGGAAUCAUCCCUUGCAUAUUACGCUCAAGCUGCGGUUCCAGCUAAAGUAGAGGCACAUCACGUGGGAUAUGCAACUGCACAAGUACCAGCUGUGGCAGCUGUUCCUUAUGUCAAACAUAUACCCACUGUAUCUCAUGUUCCUGUUACCAGGAUCGAGGCUCAACCGGCUGUAUUUGAAAAACAGCUCGAUGUCAUUAAACCUGCAGUAUCUACGCGUAAAGUAGAGGUACGCCGGCCAGCUAUUCAGAAACAAUUCUACGAUAUCGAAGAACGCGUGAUCAUCAGACCAGCUGGUUCAGCAGUAGUAGAACUUGACGAGCCAACGUCUAAAUCACAGAAAGGGCCUGCUGUUAUACAACCUUUGGCUUAUAAUCACGUCUCCGUUGGCCACUCUCCAGUCCAAGUGCCAAUACUUUCUCAUUCGGUUAAUUCAGCUCCGAUCUUCGCUCCCUCCUCGACUCCAGCACCAGCGAUAAUAUCUUCGAGCCCUUCAUCGAUUUCCGAGGAAGAAUCCGUUGUAGUUGAUAAUCCUGAAUUCCGUAACGCUAAUUCUCCACAAAAUGGACAACUAAUCACUCGUUCAAACGGAGCACCAUUCGAAGAAAAUUCUCCAUUCAUUGCCCAUGACCCAUCCCCAUCCAUUGUUCCUAGUCAAAGAUUAAACGCUGAAGAAAAUAAAUCGAAUCAAAACAGACUGAUCGAACUUCUGACAGCGCGCGGUAGUGUUUCUGAGGUUGGAUUCGGUCGUGCAGGAGACUUAAGCAGACAGAAUAUCGAAGCAGGACACGUACGUGCACGCGUUUUGUCCGCAACACCAGCACCUGACGAUGCAGAACCAACCGAUCAACGUGUCUCCACCAGACGUGUCGUAGUUAGCAGACCAAUUGAAACUCUUCAAGAAGUUGAUGUUGUUGAGCCAGCGACUAAACUCGAAAGAGUAUCCAUUCAACAACCAACUCUGAUUAAAACAGCUCGUUUGGAUCAUGUUCAAGUUCAUGGCUCUGUACCAGUCGUUGGGAAAGCUUAUGCMCCAGCCGUAGCACACGCUGCUGUUCCUGUUUAUCAAAAAACUAUAUCACCUGCUUACGAAUAUUAUCAUUAA